Pochonia chlamydosporia 170 is the source of this 3087-nucleotide messenger RNA. RefSeq names its product importin beta-5 subunit. NCBI's taxonomy places the organism in Eukaryota, Fungi, Ascomycota, Sordariomycetes, Hypocreales, Clavicipitaceae. The record is from RefSeq and is a predicted model, not a curated record. Gene Ontology annotation, cellular component: nuclear envelope; cytosol. Gene Ontology annotation, molecular function: small GTPase binding. The coding region runs from base 1 to 3087 and encodes 1028 amino acids. Gene Ontology annotation, biological process: protein import into nucleus. The transcript is spliced from 4 exons.
AUGGAGGAGCAACUCGUCCAGCUCCUCGCCAAUAUCCAGCUGCCGGACCAAGGACCCCGACAACAGGCUGAAAUCGAGCUUAAGCGUGCUCGAACGAAUCCCGCGUAUCCUGUAUCACUGGCUAAGAUCGCCUCUCACACAUCUGUCAGUACUGGUGUUCGCCAGGCCGCUUUGACCUCCCUAAGGCAGUUCAUUGAAAACAACUGGGCGGUUGGCGAUCAGGACGACGAACCCAUAAUCCCGAUAGACGAUGAUACGAGAGCAGUGCUUAGGCAAUCACUGCUUGAUUUGGCAUUGAGCCAAGAGGAGGAUCGCAAGGUGAAAAUCUCGGCGAGUUACGCGGUCGGCAAGAUUGCCAUCCACGACUUCCCUGAACAAUGGCCAAACCUAUUACCCACCGUCCUCCAGACAAUCCCAUCCGGCACCGAUGCCCAGCUGCACGGAGCAUUGAGGGUCCUCGGCGACCUUGUCGAUGAGAGCUUGAGUGAGGAUCAAUUCUUCUCUAUGGCUCGUGAUAUUGCCAAGACCUUGACUGAGGUGGCCCUGAACGAGAACCGGAAACCCAUGCUUCGAGCCUUGGCUAUUUCCGUCUUCCGAUCUUGCUUCGAUUUGAUGAACAUGGUGAAGGACGACCACGCGAAGGAGGUCAAAGCAUUUGCAGAGGAGCUUCUGGCACAAUGGAACCCGUUUUUCAUCAAUGUCCUCAAGAGUCGUUUGCCCGAGGCUGAUGUGAGCACUGGAACCCAGCCCGAGAGCUGGAACCACAUAAUUGCUCUCAAGCUGCAGGUUGUCAAGACCCUGCUGCGCAUCCGCAGAGUCUUCCCGAACCUACUCCUUCCCCAGAGUACCACCUUCUUCAGCGCUGUCUGGGAAGAGCUGAACCUGUUGCAGACCCCACACGACGAGCUUUACAUCAAGACAAACGCCCAAGGCCGACUCGAGGACUCCGAUAAUCUUCCCUAUACCUUGGACUUUCUUGUUCUGGAGGAGCUCGACUUCCUUAACCAGUGCUUUCGAUCACCACCGGUCAAGGCAGAGUUGGAUGGCCACCUACAGGCCCAUGCUUCUGCUCAGGACGUACCUUGGAUGGUUGAGAUUAUGAGGAUGCUGGUGAGCUACUCACGCGUCACCCAAGAAGAGGAGGAGCUUUGGGAUAUUGACUGCUCCUUGUACCUGGCUGAAGAAACGUCAGUCACGGCCAACUACACAGCCAGAACUGCUGCCGGUGAUUUAUUGAUCAAGAUGGGAGAGUGGUUUAAUGAUAAGGCUGUUGAUGGACUGUUUGGCUUUACCAAGACCCUGUUCCCUGGUGACGGAUCCUUGUGGAGAAGCCAAGAAUCCGCUCUGUUCCUUUUCACAAUGCUCUUGAGCGACUUCCAAGACCUUAAUAAGACCAUUCCGGACGCUGUUGCUAGCGCCUAUCUUGAACUUGUCGAUUUUACCAUCAACAAACCUGAUGAGCCUCUCCUCCGUGCUCGCGGCUAUCUUGUCGCUGGUAUCAUUGGCCGUUCUUUCCAAACUCCUCCGGCUCUGUUGGACCGAAUGGUCCAUGCCAUCAAGAACGAAGAGUCGGAAGUCGUCCAAGUUGCUUGCAUCAAGGCUAUUGAAGGCUUAAUCAACUCCGGACGAGUAGGCGCCGACCGACAAGUGGCAAUCAUUACUGCUAUCCAUUCGUACAUGAAUGACAAGGACCCCGCUGAGAUGGAAGAAGCUGACGAACUCCUUGUUGUUCUUGCCGAGACGCUGCGUGCGGCAAUUGGUCUGGAUACCAAGAUUGCGCUGUCUGGCGAUAUUCAAUCCACUGACCUGUUGUUUAUGCUUGCCAAACUUGGGGCCAGCAACUUCCAGGUUACCAUGCUCAUUUCAGAGGCCUUUGAGGAUAUUGUUGGCAGCCUCUCCGACAGCGCUUCUUUCGGAGCUCUCUGUGCUCGCACCUUACCGACACUCACUGGUGCGUUCGACGUGGCCAACAUCACGGAUGACAACCCUCUGGUCACCGUGGCUACUGAGCUGCUCGCUGUUCUGGCCGAAAACGGUUCUGAGCCACUCCCCGAUGGGUUCGUGGCUGCCAUCUUCCCCAAGCUAAAUCGUCUUUUGAUGGAAUCCGACGAAGGCGAAGUCCUACGACCUGGUUCUGAGAUUGUUAAAUGGGUUCUCUCUCACGACCAUCAACAAGUGUUUAACUGGCAAGACGCAAACGGUCGAUCUGGUCUCGAGGUCUGCUUGCACAUCAUUGACCGUCUACUCGGGCCAGCCAUCGAGGAUAACUCUGCUUCUGAAGUUGGUGGACUGGCUGCGGAGCUCGUGGAGAAGGCCGGUCAGGAACGCCUUGGACCGUUCCUGCCUCAGCUUUUGCAAGCGGUGGCGAAUCGACUCGCAUCGGCCCAGGCCGCUGCUUUUAUUCAGUCUCUGAUCUUGGUGUUUGCCCGACUCUCUCUCAACGGCGCUCAGGAUGUUGUCGAGUUUCUCAGUCAGAUCCAGAUCAAUGGCGAUAGUGGACUACAGGUUGUUAUGGCUAAGUGGCUUGAGAACUCUGUUAGCUUCGCAGGGUACGAUGAAAUUAGGCAAAACGUCAUUGCUCUUUCGAAACUGUACGCCCUUAAUGACUCCCGUCUCGCCCAGAUCCAAGUCAAGGGUGACCUCAUUGUCGGGGCUGAUGACGGCAAGAUUAAGACUCGGUCACGGGCGAAGCAGAACCCCGACCAAUACACAAUCAUCCCCGCUCCCCUCAAGAUUGUCAAGGUCUUAGUCGAAGAGCUUGCAUCUGCCGCUGGUGCUGGUGCGGCUGCUAGCGCGGCUGCCGCCGCCAUUGCCGCCGCGGACUUUGAUGAGGACAACGACGAGGACGGCUGGGAGGAUGACGAUGAUACCCUCGACCUCAGCCUGGCGGCUACCAAGGCUGACCUCAUGUCUUUCAUGGAGGGUGGUCCGCAGCGACGACCAGAUGACGAAACUCAUUCGUACCUGACGGAUUUCUUCGUCCGAUGCGGGCGCGAGAACAUUGCUAGCUUCCAGGACUGGUACAAUAUGCUUUCUGAAGACGAAAAGACGAGACUCAACCAGCUUGCCGACUCUGCGGGCCAGUAA